Erpetoichthys calabaricus (reedfish) is the source of this 2899-nucleotide messenger RNA. RefSeq names its product gastrula zinc finger protein XlCGF57.1-like. Lineage: Eukaryota; Metazoa; Chordata; Cladistia; Polypteriformes; Polypteridae. The record is from RefSeq and is a predicted model, not a curated record. Bases 332 to 2194 code for a protein of 620 amino acids. The transcript has 3 exons.
CCCACGCUCUCCAAUGAAUGCCGGCGUCCCGAUCGUCUUUGACUGCGCAGGCGCCGGUCUACAAUAUGGCGCCGUGUGGCUUUUGUAGGGCUGCGCAGCCUCUGAGGAUUCCCGGGAAUUUUAAAAAUGUUGUUUGUUUGUUUGUUUAUUGUGUGCAGAUGCCGUCGCGGUCACGUUUAAUUUCACAAUCGCGAGAUGAAUUGUUUUUGUCCAGUUCUAGGAAGACGGAUGCAGGUUGGCGUUUUGUUUUGCUUUCAUUUUCUUUUGUCAAAUGCGCUCGUGUGGAUCUCCGCCUCCCUGCCGACAUGAACUGAAGAACUGACUGGUUGACAUGGAAGACCAGACUUGUAAUUCUGCACUGAGGUCUUCUGCAAUUCAGGAGAAUGACGAGGAGAUUAUGCUGUAUACUGACAGAGGGGAGGCAAGAGUAGAUCUUGUCUCCUCUGUACUGCAAAGCCAUGAGCGGAGACCUAUCUGGGUUAAAGAGGAACACUGCGAAAGGCAUUGUGUACUUGUUGAAGAGGAGAAUUGUCACCCUGGCUCUUUCCAGUUUAAAUCUGGCAUUUCCACCUCCACAUCAGCACCAAAAGUAGAGUUGUGUGAUUUGAGUUCUGUCUGUAUUAAAGAAGAAGGUUGUGAACCUGGGUUUGACUUUGUUAUAAAACCAGGCUUGGAUCCUUUGACUGUUUUAGGUGAAGUCACUUUACUGAAGUCCUCCAUAAAGAGGCAGAACAUCUCCUGUCCUCAGCAACCUGAGUUACUGCAGUGUGAGAAAGGGAUUAUGGUAGAGACCUUUGUCAGUAGGCCUCAAGAGGAAGAGGCAGCAACCCAUACUACCAAUCCAUCUGGAAAAAUAAAAACAUCCAGUGGAGUUGCUGUUAGGAAUAUCCAGAGGAACUGCAUCUCAAAAACCAUCUGUCAAAAUUCAGAAAACAUGAAAGUAAUGAAUGAAAAAGGACCAGGAAAGCUCUACAAAGAUGCUCAUUCAAGUAACUUAGGAGAUGGCAAGUCUGUGGUAGAGAAAAAUGUAACUGGGCAGACAUCAUCUAUGAAGGGUCCUCAGAAAGUCCAAACCAAAAAGAGGCCUUUCAGUUGUACUGGUUGUGAGAAAACAUUUACAAGGAAGUUUCAUCUGCAGUGUCAUAUAAGAAUUCAUACGGGAGAGAAACCAUUCUGCUGCACUGAAUGUGGAAAGCUGUUUAUUAAGAAAGAUUACCUGCAGAGGCAUCUAAGAGUUCACACUGGAGAGAAGCCAUACUGCUGCGAUAAAUGUGGGAAGUAUUUUUCAAUGAGAAAUAAUCUUCAGCGACAUUAUAGAAUUCACACGGGAGAGAAGCCUUAUGGCUGCACAGAGUGUGGAAAGCGUUUCACAAAGAAAAAUAAUCUUCAGCGUCAUCUGAUAGUUCACACAGGUGAGCAGCCUUAUGGCUGCAAUGAGUGUGAAAAGAGAUUUACAAAGAGGAUUCAGCUUAAAGUCCACUUGAAGGUUCAUAUGGGUAAAAGGAUGUUUGAGUGUAAUGAAUGUGGUAAAAAAUUCACAAAGAAACAUGGACUUCAGCUGCACACCAGAAUUCACACUGGAGAAAAACCUUACUGCUGUUCUGACUGUGGAAUGAGGUUCAUUCAGAAAAAUACUCUUCAGCAACACCAGAGGAUCCACACAGGAGAGAAGCCAUAUUUCUGCAUUAAGUGCGGGAAAAGGUUUUCUCGGGAAAUUCAUCUUAAACAGCACCAGAGGAUUCACACGGGUGAAAAGCCAUUUUGUUGUACUGACUGUGGCAAAAAGUUCACACAGGAAGGAACACUGAAACACCACCAGAGGAUUCAUACAGGUGAAAAACCGUAUUGUUGUACUGAAUGUGGGAAAAGGUUCACAGGAAAAAAUAAUCUUGUUUACCACCGGCGGAUUCAUUCUGGAGAGAAGCCAUUCUCCUGUAGUGAAUGUGGAAAGAGAUUUGCAGCAAGGAAAACUCUUCAGCAGCACUUGAAAAUUCAUACAGGGGAGAAGCAGCAUUGCUGCAAUGAAUGUGGAAAACGUUUUACCCAGAAAAUUGCCCUUCAACAACACCAAAGGAUUCAUACUGGAGAGAAACCAUAUUGGUGCAGUGAAUGUGGGAAACUCUUCACUAGGAGUAACAAUCUGAAACGGCACAUGAUGAUCAUGCAUACUACAGAGAACCCAACACAAUUUUGAGAAAAAAAGUAUAGGCAAAAGAUCCAGACACACACAUUUUUGUACUUUUUGUCUUGCAUUUCUGAGGUCAUAUGAAUUAUACCAUUGGUCUGAAGAUUUGAAACCAUACAUAACAAACUGAAAAGAUAAACUGAAGCUGGUUUCCCUGUUACCCUUCAAGGAUUCACUGGAUGAAAAAUGUGGAUCUGCUAAUUACAGCUUUAUAAAAGUUAAAUUGAAAGUGUGGCAGUGUUUGUUUAUAUUUUACACUGAUGGCAAGUAUUGGGAUUUUAUUUAUUAAUUUUUUUUAGGUUAUGAAUUUUAUAUCCAUUCCAUUACUUGUGUAACACAAUGCAGUGCUUCUAAAGUUCCUCAGAUGCCACACUGAAGAAUUGUUCUAUCCUGUGAGUAUUAAAAUCUUUUUUUAUCUGUUUUAGAAGAGAAAUGGCAGCUGCUAACUUUGCCAUGGUUUUUAGAGGUUCUGAUUCAAAAAUGCACACUCCUUUCAAUUUUUGCAUUGUAAAUUAUUCUGGUUUUACCAAUAUUACUGAUGGAGGGGUCCUUAAUGUGAAAAAUGAGAUUUGUGAGCAUUAUCAUAUGAUAAAUGCCAUGGUACACUACAAAACUAGGUCUGCUGCUUUCAUAUUUAAAAUUUCUGUAUGGUGUAUAUUGAAAUAUAUAUUAGUUUUAAUGUUCAAAACUGAAUAAAAUUUCAAACAUCUUCAA